GUGAUACCAGAAUAUCCGUAUGGACCAAACUUGCUCUUCAAGCAGUCAAACAAGGGUCUUUAUGGCGGCCAGAGGAUACAAUUCGGCAAUAACGUCUCCAAGAAGACCGAGACGAAGACGAGGCGACAUUGGAAGCCCAAUGUUAUCACCAAGAGCUUAUACUCUGUUGCACUGAAGAAGCGCAUCCUGCUACGUGUCACUUCAAAGGUACUCAAGACGAUGGAUCGCGAGGGUGGGCUGGAUGAGUAUCUGCUCAAACAGAGCGAGUCCCGCAUCAAGGAGCUGGGCGAGAUGGGUUGGCGUUUGAGAUGGACGUUGAUGCAGACACCGGAGGUCAUUGCACGAUUCAGAGCGGAGGCAGCUGCUCUGGGUCUG
Westerdykella ornata is the source of this 375-nucleotide messenger RNA. RefSeq lists its product as uncharacterized. The annotation marks the transcript as partial. Gene Ontology annotation, molecular function: structural constituent of ribosome. Gene Ontology annotation, cellular component: mitochondrial large ribosomal subunit. The record is from RefSeq and is a predicted model, not a curated record. NCBI's taxonomy places the organism in Eukaryota, Fungi, Ascomycota, Dothideomycetes, Pleosporales, Sporormiaceae. The transcript has a single exon.